AUGCCUAUUUAUAAAGUUUUUCAUCUAGGUUACUACCAGACGGUACAAUGUGAUGCAAAUGGCUGCUUUUGUGUGGCUGCCCAUAAUGGCUUCAUUGCCUAUGACACUCGAACCGAUAGCAAUAGGAUCGCUCCAAAAUGCUCAAAUUGUCAUUACGCUUUAUCACUCUUAUUCGUCAAAGAUUGUCAUUACGCUUUAUCACUCUUAUUCGUCAAAGGUGAUCCACCCAAGAACACAACCAUACCGAAAUGUGACAUGUCUUUGGGAAACUACGAACCAUUGCAAUGUGAUUGGAAGCAGGAAUACUGCUAUUGCGUUGAUCCAAUUAAUGGUAUAGAGCUUCCGAACACAAGAAAACGGAAGGGGAAGAAUCAAUGGAUUAAAUGCGAUAAUAUGGAAUUCUCGCUUGACCCUGCUCAAUUCCCAACGAUAGAAGGAGAGCUACAAGACCGAUAUCCAGUAGCUAAAGAGAGCUGCAAAUUGGAUCGACAUCGUGGAACAACAUGUCGUGAUGCAAAACCUUCAAUUAGAUACUUCUUUGAUUAUCGAACAUUCGCCUGCUUAGCUUUCGAAUAUCUUGGUUGUGGUGGAAAUGAGAACAAUUACAAAAGUUCAGCGGAUUGCUCGUUUGGUUGCAAACUCCCAGCUCGUGGUGCAAACGGACAAACUAUGAUCUGUGGAGAACCGAUGAUGAAUUUGCCAUUCACACCAGGUUAG
Messenger RNA from Strongylus vulgaris, 717 nucleotides. NCBI's taxonomy places the organism in Eukaryota, Metazoa, Nematoda, Chromadorea, Rhabditida, Strongylidae. The record is from the annotation of a GenBank genome assembly.